GGGCUAUGUGCGAGGAUAAAGUGCAUCAGUGCGGGGACAGCCAGCCUAGGGGGCACUUCCGAGCAGGCGGAGAGAAGCAGAAACAAAGAGAAGGGAGGACAUGAGCGAAGGCGAAGGGAGGGAGCAGGGGAUCAGCUGAGUCCAAUCCCGACAGGAAAGCUCUUCCCCUCCGGCACAGCCCCGAGAGGCGCAGGGACGGCUUCUCCCCCCUGCUCUCCCGCUCUGGUCAAGAAGACACAAAGAAUCGAGCGGCCCCAUGGGGAAAGGGGGUGAGCAAGGGGGGGACUCGGGGGAGCCGGCGGCGCAGAUCCGCUUCUACACCUGGGAGGAGAUCCAGAAGCACAACCUGAGGACGGACAAGUGGCUGGUGAUAGAGCGAAAGGUUUAUAAUGUCACCAAGUGGGCAAAGAGGCACCCGGGGGGCCAGCGAGUCAUCAGCCACUGCGCCGGCGAAGAUGCCACGGAUGCAUUCCAGGCCUUCCACAUCAAUCCCACCUUGGUGCAGAAGUUUCUCAAGCCCCUGCUUAUUGGAGAACUCGCUCCAGGGGAGCCCAGCCAGGACCGAGACAAAAAUUCCCAGCUGGUGGAAGAUUUCCGGACCCUGAGGAAGACAGCAGAGGACAUGAACCUGUUCCAAGCCAGCCCCUUGUUCUUCUCCUGUUACCUGGGACACAUCAUUGUCAUGGAAGUUUUGGCUUGGCUCAUGAUUUCCUACUUUGGGACCGGCUGGAUCACAACCCUCAUCCUUGCCUGCAUCCUUACAACUUCCCAGGCCCAGGCGGGUUGGCUGCAACAUGAUUUUGGACACCUCUCUGUCUUCAAGAAGUCUUCCUGGAACCACAUCGUCCACAAGUUUGUCAUUGGACACCUGAAGGGUGCCUCUGCAAACUGGUGGAACCACCGCCACUUCCAGCACCACGCCAAGCCCAACAUCUUCCAGAAGGACCCAGAUGUGAACAUGCUGCACAUUUUUGUCCUGGGAGACACACAGCCCGUUGAGUAUGGCAAGAAGAAGCUGAAGUACCUGCCUUACAACCACCAGCACGAGUACUUCUUCCUCAUCUUCCCACCUCUGCUCAUCCCUGUGUAUUUCCAAAUCCAAAUCAUCUCGACCAUGAUCAAGCGCAGGUUCUGGGCGGACCUGGCCUGGGCCAUCAGCUACUACCUGCGCUAUUUCAUCACCUACAUCCCGUUCUACGGCGUCCUGGGAUCCCUGUGUCUCCUCACGUUUGUCAGGUUUCUAGAGAGUCACUGGUUCGUGUGGGUCACCCAGAUGAAUCACAUUCCAAUGGAAAUUGAUUCUGAGAAGCACAGAGACUGGCUGAGCUCCCAGAUGGCAGCAACCUGCAACAUUGAGCAGUCCUUUUUCAACGACUGGUUCACCGGGCACCUGAACUUCCAGAUCGAGCACCACCUGUUUCCAACAAUGCCACGGCACAACUUCUGGAAGGUGAAGCCUUUGGUGAAGUCUUUAUGUGCCAAGUAUGGAGUCCACUAUGAGGAGAAGCCUCUCGGGAAAGCGUUCGUAGACAUCGUUGGGUCCCUCAAGAAAUCUGGAGAUCUCUGGCUGGAUGCUUAUCUCCAUAAGUGAUCAUGAAUCUUUCUGGGGAGGUGUGAGUGACCGGGAGGGAGAGGGGGGACGUGGGGGGGGAUUCACACUUGUGUCUUUUACUCUCAGAUCUCAGUCUAAAUCCAGGGUUGGAGGGGAGUUCCUGUCUUGCCAGCUGCUUCUGGUGCAGGCCCUGUUCAAUCCACACAGAUUUAAAAUGUGCUCCAGAGGGUGGAAAGCAAGGCCAGCAGUGCAAAUGUUUAAAAAAGGGGCAUUAACAUCUGACCUUGACCUUCUUUUCACAAGAUUUGCUCUCAUUCUGCCUAAACCACACAAACCCCGAUUCACACCUGGGAGUUUUUGGCCUCAGUGAAUGUUUGUGAUCCAAGGACACCCCAGUCAGCUCAUGCCUCUUUCCCAUGUUUGUGUGGAAGAGGAAUCACAUCCCACAGCACUGGCAGCUGCUCCCAGCCCUAUCCAGAGCCCAGCUCCCUCCUUUCCCUGCCUCCCCCCUUUCUCUAACUGUAGCAUCCCUUUAGUGCAAGCUGUGACCUGGCCCUGUGCAGCUAACCCCUAACCACAGCAGGGUUAACGCAGCCGUGUUUUUAGGGUCAGCCCCUCUUCCCAGGGGUCUGUAGAAGAUUUCUGGGUUUAAGCAGCAAAAGGUCUCCUUUAGGAGAGGGUCUGUUUUCUCUUUAAUGAGCAGCAGGUCUGGCACAGCGUCAGUAAAUCACACAAAAGACCAAAACAAUCAAACCAGCAAAACGUGCUAAUUGCUCCUCAGUGCUCCAGGGGAACCACAAACGGCCUUUUCACCAUCCUGCCCUGCAGAAACCCAGAGUUCUGCCUGUCUGCACAUGCCUGGCAUGGCACCCAGCCUCUUCCUGCCUGCCCGAGGCCAGGAGCCAUGGCACUGUUCACCCUUCCCUUGGGAACAAUCGCAGGAGAAAAGGAGUUCUCCCUGCAAAAGGAGGAGCUGCUCAAAUCCCAGCUGGAAUCAGCCCUGCCCAGGCUGUGCUGCUGAUCAGAGACCUUUGGAGAACCCUCUUACAAGCUGUCUAAAACUCCAUUUUCUGCCCACCACCUAAUUACCAAAAUUCACUAAUGGCUUAUCAGGAGAUAUGGUUGGACAGUUUCCAGGUGCUUCUGGAACAGGUGACCUGACCCCAAAUAAAUCCAGGGGUUCAGGUUCAGCUGCAACACAACAGAAGAGAUAUCUGGUUUAGGACAAAGGGCCAUGGUUCCAAAAGCAGCCUCCAGCUCCAGCAUCUGCCUCAGUGCUCCCUGGAAACACCAGGAGGGAGACUCUGGUAACUUUGCACGGCUCAUUACUUCCCUCAGCUCUGAAACUGGAUCCUCUCUGUCAAAUCCUUGAAUCCUAGCAGCAUCCCACAGAAUCAGCAAGGUGCUUCAUCAUGAAUAGAGACAACUCUGGGACUGCGGCCAGCAUUGCAAAAAAAAAAAAUAAAUGUAUUCCCUCCACACCCUCUUUGGAGAAUAAAAUGAGAUUUUAUCUUUG
Melospiza georgiana is the source of this 3068-nucleotide messenger RNA. RefSeq names its product fatty acid desaturase 2 (gene FADS2). Gene Ontology annotation, molecular function: oxidoreductase activity, acting on paired donors, with oxidation of a pair of donors resulting in the reduction of molecular oxygen to two molecules of water. The transcript has 12 exons. The coding region runs from base 257 to 1591 and encodes 444 amino acids. The record is from RefSeq and is a predicted model, not a curated record. Gene Ontology annotation, cellular component: membrane. NCBI's taxonomy places the organism in Eukaryota, Metazoa, Chordata, Aves, Passeriformes, Passerellidae. Gene Ontology annotation, biological process: lipid metabolic process.